Messenger RNA from Owenia fusiformis, 1040 nucleotides. The record is from the annotation of a GenBank genome assembly. Lineage: Eukaryota; Metazoa; Annelida; Polychaeta; Sabellida; Oweniidae.
GUCAUUCAUUAGAGUCAGCUUUCUUAGCUUUCUAUUUUAAGUUUUGGCUGAAAUUAUUCAGUUCACUAUGGCGUCUGCAUUAGUAAUCCUUGCAGAGGGCGCUGAAGAGAUGGAAACAAUAAUUGCAGUUGAUGUCAUGAGGCGUGGAGAGAUCAAUGUGACCCUUGCAGGCCUUAGUGGAGUAGAUCCUGUGAAAUGCAGUCGUGGUGUUGUCAUAGUGCCUGAUACCAGUCUUGAGAAGGCAUUGGCGGGUGGCACAACCUAUAAUGUAGUGGUCUUGCCUGGUGGAAAUGGUGGUGCUAAAGCAAUGGCUGAGUCAGAAAAGGUGAAGGAGAUUUUACAAAACCAGGAGAAAGCAGGUCGUACAAUCGCAGCUGUAUGUGCAGCCCCAAUAGUUUUGGCCAAACAUGAUAUUGCGAAGGGUUCCAGUGUAACAUCUCAUCCAGCUGUCAAGGACACCUUAGUCAAAGACUACAAAUACAGUGAAGAGAGAGUGGUAAAAGAUGGCAAUAUCAUCACAAGUAGGGGGCCAGGAACAUCAUUUGAAUUUGCUCUCAAAAUUGUGGAAACCUUACAAGGAAAAGACAAAGCUGACUCUUUAGUGCCUCCUAUGCUUGUGAAACUAUGAGCUAUUUUGUAAUAAAUGGAUGGUGGGAAGAAAGUCCAUGUCAUUAUUCUGGCAUAUGGUCAUAUAGAGCAUACUAGCUGACUAGUUAACUGAUAUCUGAACUGACAUACAGUACAAUCUCAUGUUCAUUAUGGAGAUAUAAAUUAUUAUUGGAAAAUAAUGGAACUACUCAGAUACUAUCACAUCCACUGGGAACCUUCUAUACUUUACCAGUUCCUUUAUUAGAGGCUUGGGAAUUUCAUACCAUGGACUGAAACUAAUUUUAAAGAAUAACUAACAUUAUCCCUGACCAUCGGAUUGUUAUAAUAUACAACGCAAUAACUUUGCAGUAGCUUAUUUUUGAAAAAUAUCAGUGAAUUUACCGUAAAACAUGUCUAAGUGAAUACUACUGGGACAGUGUGAGGAGUAUGUA